Oryzias melastigma (Indian medaka) is the source of this 2813-nucleotide messenger RNA. RefSeq names its product ras association domain-containing protein 8. Gene Ontology annotation, biological process: signal transduction. The transcript has 5 exons. Bases 1220 to 2371 code for a protein of 383 amino acids. Lineage: Eukaryota; Metazoa; Chordata; Actinopteri; Beloniformes; Adrianichthyidae. The record is from RefSeq and is a predicted model, not a curated record.
AUAGACACACAUUUACAGACAAAGCUUCAAGCUUUCAUUUCAUGUUGGAAAUUAUGGCUUAACGAUUUUUUGACAACCAAUCCAGUGAGACCUACCAAUUGUGAGAGCAACCUGGUCUCCCCUAUUUGAUGUUUUCCUAAUUUAAAUUUAACACCAACAGUAGCUGGAUAUAACUACCUGGCGGGCUGGAUCUGGCCCCAGGGCUUGACUUUGACACAUGAGCUCUACAGUGUUCCAAAACUCUACGGCUGUAAUAUACCAGUAUUAUAGCAGAAUAAACAGAGUUGUCCUCAAGAACUUCACUUAAGUCUAUGCAAACAAAACAAAAUUAGCAGCUGCAAACAGACAAAUUCUUCAUUUCUUGAGAUGUGGGGCAAUAAUCUAUUUCCGUUUCCACUUUCCAGCACUAGAUGGAACUGUUGAGUUAUUUUUAUGUUUUUUUUUUUUUUUUUUAUGAUUUUAGAGAAGAACGACACACAGGAAGAAUCCGAGUUUUGCAGGUUUCUUAAGUAUCCACUGCUGACUCAGCUUCAUAUCUUUUCCUCGUCUCUGAUUCCAGAUGAACACCGUUAUUGGGGACAGACAAAUGGAAAGACGGAAGUUUCUGGGUGGAAGGCAGGAGUCAUAGAAACAGAGGUGGGUGGUGACAGGAGCCACUCCCUUGGUUUCUCCCGGAGGAACCUGGUUUCAGUGUCACAGUGUCUUCGCUGUUCAAACACAGGAAGGAGACUGAAACCUCUCACAAGACAGAGAAUACUCCAGAAGACUGCUCUGCUGAAAGAUAGAAGCUCUUUCCUGAAGGGAAACCAGUGUGCCGCAGGACCUCAGAACUAUCCAGAGAGGAAAACAAGGUUCAUUACUAUAACUGUUUUCAAAAGAAGGCCAUGAUCUGACUUUAUGUGACGAGUAAAGUUCAAAUAUUACAGAAAAUCUGCAUAAAAGGCAAAUAAAUUACCAUAACGCGGCGUGAUGUCAAACGGCACAACCAGCCGGGCCGCAUUCCUGCACUUGGCUCCGCCUCCUCCUCAUUCCUGGGUGAGUGAGUGUGAGAGAGGAGGUGAGCGCUGAGGUCAUAAUCUUUAAGUCUCCCAGCAGCAAGAAGAGCGAGGAGGUGAGGAGAAGAGCAGCGUGGAUGAAACAGAGAACAAGCUGAACUUCAGGGGAUCACACGCUGACAUCUCUCCUGCUGUCUGCUGCAGCUUCUGCUGGAGCGUGGGCCAUGGAGCUGAAGGUGUGGGUGGAGGGCGUCCUCAGAGUGGUCUGUGGCUUAUCACUGAGCACUUCCUGUCAGGAUGUCGUCAUCGCUCUUGCUCAAGCGAUCGGUCAGACGGGGCGGUACACCCUCACCAUGAAGUAUCGAGGAAACGAGAGGACUUUGGUCGCUGACGACUGUCCUCUGCAGCAGCUGGCUCAGCUGGGACCUCUGGCCGCAGAGGUCCAGUUUGUUCUGCAAAGAACCGGUCCCACCCUCAGUGAGGACUCACACAACUCCGCCAUCGGGAGAGGGCUUCUUCCAUCAAGACCAUCAGAACCCAUAAAGCACAAGGGACCUCAGAAGGCUCUUACCUUCAAUCUAGGUCCUUCAUCUCUUCCCAGGAGGAGUAAACAACACAAAGCUGUGUCUUCAUCACCCAGGUCAUCGCCUGACCCAUCAUCCCACAGCUCUGACUCUGAGAUAACCUCAAAAGAGGAGGUGUUUUGGCAGAUCCUGCAGCACCAGAGCCAGCUGCAGGAUUUGGAGCUUCAGAUUGAAGCUCUGGAGAAAGAGACAGUGUUUCUGGAGCAGGAGAGCUCUCCUGCUGAUGUCUUCAGCCUGAGUCCAGCGUUCACAGAGGAGCUGGCAGAUCUGGAGCAACAGUUCAGGCAGAACGAGGUGGAGAUGAUGUACGGAGAUACCUGGGAGGAGGAGCUACAGGUGGAGACGGACCUUGAACUGGCGAGGAGCAAACGUCUCGAAGAGAUUUAUGCCUCCAUAGAUGAACAAAAUGAAGAUAUGAAGGAGCUUCGCACGCAGUGUACAAAGCUGGAGCAGGAGGUGGACCUUAGGAUCCAGAGGGAGAGCUCCCAGAUGAAAGAUAAGCAGAAAAACGAAGCCCUCAUGUCCCUGACACAGAAGCUCCAGAACCGCCUGCAGCUGGGAGAAGAACUGGAGAGGAUGCUGAGUGAAACCCAGAGGGAGCUGCAAACAGCAGAGGAAAGGGGAAAGGAGAAACAAGAGAUUAUCAAGGAGCUGAACAAAGAGCUGAGGCAGAGCAACCUGCAGCACUUCAUCCACCAGGCGGGGGGGACUCCACUCUCUGAGCAGAAGAACCCGCUCCACCUCAAAGAUGUUUACCUCAAAAGCUCCAGCAUGAUGGAGGAAAAACUGUGAAGAAGAAACACCAGAAGGUUACUGCUUAUAUUGGACACAUUUAGAAAACAAAUAUGAACAAUAUGCUUCAUAAAUAUUAAUCAUUACUUUUGCAUCAGUUUAGAAAAUGUAAGAAAAUAUCCAUAAAAUCAAAGAAAUCUUACGUAAAUUAACAGGACUUUCCUUUUCUUGUCACAGGACAUAGAAGAAAAAGACAUAUCCUGAGCCCUCUCAGUCCUGUUCAUGUACCUGUGGGUGUUAUGUCACUGUGUAAAUGUAUGUGUGAGUGUGUGAGUUUGACAACUGCACUGCCUCUGGGUCUGAAAACAUGCCUUCAAGAAUGUAAAAAUAAAACAAAAGUUAAGGGUGCUUUAUAUUUUUUAUAAUAUUCUGGAAAAUGUGACCACCAUCUUUUUGUACAUAGAGACUCAUAUUUAUUCCGAAAUAAAGAUCAGCUGAUGCA